GCUCAGUCUCCGCCUACAGCCUCUCAGAUUUGUUUGGUAAUAGCCUCUUGUAUAAUCGCUGCUUAACUGAAAAUCGAUUUUUGUGUGAAGAAAACAAACACGGCUGUUAUUUAAGUGAGCGCAGACUGGACAUCGGUCCUUUCAGUCGGUGACAACACACGGGGCCAACAUGGUGGUCAUAUUGCGCUGUUGCCCGCUAAUCCAGUGGCUGUCCCUGGCCGUUUUGCUGGGCUCGAUUUUCGGACUCGGUGAGGACCUCGACCGGCCUCUCUUCGGGCCCCCCGGCUCUUCUAUCCGGGUCCACGAGUCCGACCCGGGUCUUAAGAAGGCUCUGGCCUUUGCAGAGGAGCAAUACAACCGGGUCUCCAAUGCGAUGCAUCUCCGCAGAGUCAGCCGGGUCAUCUCUGCCAACAAACAGCUGGUUAAAGGGAUCCGUUACACUUUAACAGUGGAGCUGAGUAACACUCAAUGUACAGAAGUCUGCGUCUUCGAGGUGUGGGACAUCCCUUGGCAGGGGGCGUCAACCUUGCUCAAACAGAAGUGCCAGCCCAAAGUUGAAUUUGAAGUAGAAGAGAGCAACAAGGUAGAGGAUCCAUCCACCAGCCAGCCUCUGGAGGAGUCGGUGGAGCUGCUGGGCCGGUUUAAAGAGUUUAUGAAUAAGUACAAUAAAGUCUACAGCAGUCAGGAGGAAGUGGACCGCCGUUUGCGCAUCUUCCACAAGAACCUGAAGACUGCUGAGAAGCUCCAGGCUUUGGAUCAAGGUUCAGCUGAGUAUGGAGUCACCAAGUUCAGCGACCUCACCGAGGAGGAGUUUCACUCUACAUACUUAAACCCACUGCUGAGUCAAUGGACUCUCCAUCAACCAAUGAAACCAGCUACUCCCGCCAAAGGCCCCUCGCCUGACAGCUGGGAUUGGAGGGAUCAUGGAGCUGUCAGUCCUGUUAAGAACCAGGGAAUGUGUGGAUCUUGCUGGGCAUUUUCUGUCAUAGGCAACAUUGAAGGCCAGUGGUUCCUGAAAAAUGGAACGUUGCUGUCACUUUCCGAACAAGAGCUGGUUGACUGUGACGGGCUGGACCAGGCGUGCAGAGGCGGGCUUCCAUCAAAUGCUUAUGAAGCUAUUGAGAAGCUGGGGGGUCUGGAGACUGAAAGUGACUACUCCUACACCGGGCACAAGCAGAGGUGUGACUUCACCACCGGGAAGGUGGCCGCCUACAUCAACAGCUCCGUGGAGCUGCCCAAAGAGGAGAAGGAGAUUGCUGCUUGGCUGGCUGAGAAUGGGCCAGUCUCUGUUGCUCUGAAUGCUUUUGCAAUGCAGUUUUACAGGAAGGGUAUAUCUCACCCUCUGAAGAUUUUCUGCAACCCCUGGAUGAUCGACCACGCUGUGCUGUUGGUGGGAUACGGAGAACGUAAAGGUAUUCCCUUCUGGGCCAUCAAAAACAGCUGGGGGGAGGAUUAUGGAGAGCAGGGUUACUACUACCUCUACAGGGGCUCCAAUGCAUGUGGGAUCAACAAGAUGUGCUCAUCUGCUGUAGUCAACUGAACCCCUAACACCUUCUACAGACACACACGCACACACACACACAUCAUCAUCAUCAUCAUCAUGCUACAUGCACCACAGCUGUCAUCUGACCCCAGCUCCACAUCACUUAUCCAGAAUGCACAAGAGCUCAACACGCACACAUGUGAAGUCCUGCUGAUGUUUCUUCUCCGUUAGACCAAACCAGUGUUUUACCAGCUCUAAUAAAGCUAGCUUUGAUGUGAUACUGAAACUUUCCAGUAAUUUUAAAUCAAGAUUACAUCUGCUUUUUCUGUUAGUCCUGAAGCUUGGUUAAAAUGAUUAAUGUGUUUAAGGCAACAGCUUGUAAGUCAUCUUUACUUACAGUAACAGAGCCCAUGCUCAUAGUGGUGAGCUGAUGGUAUGUGCUUCAAAGAGUUUUUGAAAAACAAGGCUUUGAUUCUGAAGUGGUUUACUGCACAAACUCAGUUUAGUGCAAUGUAAUUGCAAUAAUAGCUGUAUAACAGUGAGAAAUGAAUGAUGGGAGUUGAAUUAAAAAAAAGUGUGAAAUCCA
Molecule: messenger RNA, 2069 nt
Organism: Neolamprologus brichardi
Lineage: Eukaryota; Metazoa; Chordata; Actinopteri; Cichliformes; Cichlidae
Source: RefSeq, a predicted model, not a curated record